CGGGAACAAUGUCAACAAGUCAUUCUGCACAAACUGCAACAAACAUACAUUCUACUGUCCCUGACACAACGACAAAUCAUCUGACAACGGAAGUCUCUACCGAGCAACCAACAACGAAGUCCACAGAGUUAACAACGAUGGCUACAACAAACAUACAAACUUCUGUCCUAGAAACAACGGAGGGACUGACAACUUACCAAACCUCUACUGAUGAGCCAACAACAGAGCCCAUGUCAACGACAUUUUCAACAAAGAGUACAACAGACAUCUAUACUAUUAGUCCAGAAACAACAACGGGAGAAGUGACAACCUAUCAGACCUCUACAGCGGAGGCAACAACGGAGCCCAUAUCCACAAGGUUUCUAACAAAGAGAACAACUGACACACUUACUUCUGUCCCUGAAACAACGGAGGACAAAUUGUCUACUUACCAUAUCUCUACCAAGGAACCGACAACGCAGCAGUUGUCGACAAGGCCUCCAGCAACAUAUACAUCAAAUAUACACACUACAGUCCAAGAUACAACGACGGAACAUUUGACAAACUACCAAACCUCUACAGAGGAGCCAACAACAGAGCCGAUGUCUACAAAGGUUUCAACUAAGUAUACAACAAACAUACAUACGUCUAGUCCUGAGAUAACGACGGAACAAAUGUCAACCUACCAUACCUCUACCGAGCAGCCAACAACGAAGCCAGAACCAAAGGCUACAACAAACAUACAUAGUACUCGUCCAGAAACAACAUCGUCAGCAACCUUGGAACCUGCCUCUACUAGGGUUGCCACAAAGGCUACAUCAAAUGUGGUUACUGCCAAUCCAACAACAAUAGAGUCAACGUCAAGGGCUACCCUAGACAGAACAACACUGUCGUCAACGGAUGGUGAGCAAAGUACUGGGCGUCCAACCCAUAAAGCCCCCACCACUGAUUUUCUUGAAAUUUCACUUCCUAUAACGAGUGUAUUUGAAACAACGGAACAAUUGAGAACUCACCAGAUGUCUACCGAGAAACUAACAACGGGGCCUAUGUUGACAAGCCUUUCAACAAAUCCUGCAACAACGACGGAAUAUCAGACAACUCCUAAUAUAUCAAGAGAGAAGCCAACGACGGAAUCUGUGUCGGCAAGCAAACACACUUCUAGUCCAGAAACAAAGACGGAUCAUUUGACAACGUACCAGGCCUCUUCCGAGCAGCCAACAACCGAGUCUGUGUCCACAGAGUUUACAACAAACUCUGUAACAAGCGAACACACUACUAGUCCAGAAACAAAGACGGAUCGUUUGACAACGUUCCAGGCCUCUACCGAGCCGCCAUCAACGGAAUUUGUGUCCACAGAGUUUCCAAUACAAUCUACAACAAACAUACAUACUACUGUCCUUGAAACAACGACGGAACAUUUGACAACUUCCCGAAUCUCUACCGAGAAGCCAACAACGGAGUCUGUUUCGGCAAAGUUUCCAACACAAACUACAACACAUAUACACAGUACUGUCCCUGAAAAAACGACGGAACAUUUGACAACUUCUCAAAUCUCUACCGAGAAUCCAACAACGGAAACAAUGUCCACAAAGUUUCCAACACAAACUACAACUAACAUACAUAGUACUGUCCCUGAAACAACGACGGGACAUUUGACAACUUCUCAAAUCUCUACCCAGAAGCCAACAACGGAAACAAUGUCCACAAAGUUUCCAACACAAACUACAACACAUAUACAUAGUACUGUCCCUGAAAAAACGACGGAACAUUUGACAACUUCUCAAAUCUCUACCGAGAAUCCAACAACGGAAACAAUGUCCACAAAGUUUCCAGCACAAACUACAACAAACAUACAUACUACUGUCCCUGAAACAAGGACAAAUCAUCUGACAACGGAAGCCUCUACUGAGCAGCCAACAACGAAGUCCACAGAGUUGACAACGAUGCCUACAACAAACAUACAAACUUCUGUCCGAGAAACAACGGAAGGACUGACAACUUACCAAACCUCUACUGAGGAGCCAACAACUGAGCAUACAUCAACGAGGUUUUCCACAAAGUUUACAACAGACAUCCACACUAUCAGUCCAGAAACAGCAACGGAAGAAGUGACAACCUAUCAGACCUCUACAGAGGAGGCAACAACGGAGCCCAUAUCCACAAAAAUUACAACUGACACACUUACCACUGUUCCUGAAACAACGGCGGACAAGUUGACAACUUACCAGACCUCUACAGAGGAACCGACAACGCAGCAGUUGUCGACAGGGGUUCCCACAAUUACUACAUCAAAUAUACACACUACGGUUCAAGAUACAACGACGGAACAUUUGACAAACUAACAAACCUCUACAGAGGAGCCAACAACAGAGCCGAUGUCUACAAAGGUUUCAACUAAGUAUACAACAGACAUACAUACGUCU
Messenger RNA from Branchiostoma floridae (Florida lancelet), 2402 nucleotides. RefSeq names its product mucin-5AC-like. The transcript has a single exon. The coding region runs from base 9 to 2321 and encodes 770 amino acids. The record is from RefSeq and is a predicted model, not a curated record. Lineage: Eukaryota; Metazoa; Chordata; Leptocardii; Amphioxiformes; Branchiostomatidae.